AUGCUCAACAGUCACCGCGGAGCAGACCUACUGGGCUACAGCUCCGCUCAUCUCAGGCAGUGCUGGCAGUACACCAGCUUCCCGUCCACGGUCACGCCAACGCCGAGCUCCACUCCAACGACGCCUACUGCCACUCCCGUGCCCUUUGUCACCACCGGAACGGAUGGCGAAAUCAUCUCUUAUCCGUCGCAAAUCAUCACCGACUCGGCGACAGAGGGCGUAGGCACACCUGUGACAUUACAAACCCCAUCGCCCACCCAAACCAGUGGUAAUGAUAAGGGCUCAGGCGAAUGUCACAGUAUCGACGACGCUUGUACAAGAGCCUAUGUGCAGUAUGAGGACGACACAAUCUACUCGUCGUACACAUCCUACACGGCCAAUAUUGAAAGUGGUAUCAUCGUGGAUGCGACGUUCGGCGAGGCGGGAUGUGCCGCGAUGUUUACCUGCGAUAACGAUGACUAUGGUUUCGGCAUGACGGGCCGCCAGAUUAAAGCUGCCGUUGAGUAUAUGUUCGAGAACGACAGUGUCAAGAAGUGCGGAUCCACGUAUCUGUCAAACUUCUGUCAUAUCACGCUCAACUACUGUACCAGCUGCAAAGCCACACAAUGA
This is a messenger RNA of Penicillium maclennaniae, 609 nucleotides long. RefSeq lists its product as uncharacterized. The coding region runs from base 1 to 609 and encodes 202 amino acids. NCBI's taxonomy places the organism in Eukaryota, Fungi, Ascomycota, Eurotiomycetes, Eurotiales, Aspergillaceae. The record is from RefSeq and is a predicted model, not a curated record. The transcript has 2 exons.